This is a messenger RNA of Cyclospora cayetanensis, 1257 nucleotides long. Its product is annotated as flap endonuclease 1. The transcript is spliced from 4 exons. Bases 1 to 1257 code for a protein of 418 amino acids. The record is from RefSeq and is a predicted model, not a curated record. NCBI's taxonomy places the organism in Eukaryota, Apicomplexa, Conoidasida, Eucoccidiorida, Eimeriidae. Gene Ontology annotation, molecular function: 5'-flap endonuclease activity; DNA binding; 5'-3' exonuclease activity.
AUGGGCAUUAAGGGCUUAACGAAGUUUCUGGCAGACCAGGCUCCAUCUGCCUUGCAGAUGGAAGCUCGAGCCUCUCUGCUAGGCCGCGUGGUCGCUGUGGAUGCCUCUAUGGCGCUAUAUCAGUUUCUCACGGCUGUGAGAGACGCACAGACAAUGGGAAACCUCACAGAUGAGUCCGGGAAUGUUACCAGUCACCUGGCUGGAAUGCUUGCAAGGGUCACCAGGAUGCUAGAACAAGGCAUUCGGCCCGUUUACGUUUUUGACGGGGCAGCCCCCGAGCAGAAAGCUGCCGAGUUGGAUCGCCGCAGGGAGCGACGAGAGGAGGCAGUGGCGCUCGCUGAAGCAGCGAAGGAGGCUGGCGAUACGGCGGAACUGAGGAAGCAACUGGCGAGAACUAUUCGCGUCAGUCCAGAGCAGAAUGCAGAGGUCCAGCGGCUGCUGCAGUUGCUGGGGUUGCCUGUGGUGAAGGCCCCUGGGGAAGCAGAGGCUCAGUGCGCUGCGCUUGCAAAGAGCGGCAAAGUGUGGGCAUCCGCGACGGAAGACGCAGAUGCUCUUACUUUUGGAACGCCUAUUCUUAUUCGGAAUCUCACAUUCAGCGAUAGCAGCACGAGCAGCAGCAGCAGCGGAGCUGGUAGUGGUACGGGGGUCAAGGGGCACCCGGUGCUUUCUAUUCGCCUUGACAAGGUCUUGAGUCAGCUGCAGCUCACGAUGGAUCAGUUUAUCGAUUUUUGUAUUCUCUGCGGCUGCGACUAUUGUGGAUCGAUUCGGGGUGUCGGUGCCAAAACAGCCUACAACAUGAUUAAGCAGCACGGCAACAUAGAGGGGGUUUUGGAGGCUUUGGAUAAGGAGAAGUACACGGUUCCCGACCCCUUCCCCUUCCAAGCGGCGAGAGAAUGCUUUAAACAGCCCUUGGUGCUGCCGCCAGAGGAAAUCUCCCUAAAGUGGGGCGACGUAGACGAGCAGGGACUUAAACAGUUCCUAGUGCAGGAACGAACCUUCAGCGAGGCACGGGUGGAGGGAUACCUGCAGCGUCUGCGGAAGGCCAAAGGCCUCUCCACGCAGACACGGCUUGAAAACUUUUUUGGGAGCACGGUCAGCAAGGCCUCCGAUUUGGCUGUCAAGCAGAAGACAGAACAGGCCAACUCGAAAAACGCACAAAAAAAGAGAAGUGGACACUUCAAAGGACCCCCCGCGAAGGAACUCGGAGGACAUAGAGGAGACUCGCACGAUCGCAAUAGGCUGACUGCUCCCACCUAA